AUGUACAAUACUCCGAAAUUUCAAAAUCUUCAACGCAGAAAAAAAGAGGCAGAAAUUCGUUUGGCAUUGUUUAUCACAGAACAUAAUAUAUCCCUCAGAACUUCAGAUCACCUGGUUCAACUAGUGAAAACCUUAGCACCGGAGUCAGAAGUUCUGAAGAACGUUUCCUGCAACCGAACAAAAGCAACUUCCAUAGUGAAAAAUGUAGUGGGAAAGCAUGCAUUUGAAAUUCUUGUGGAUAAAAUGAAGAAACAAUAUUUUUCAAUCAUUAUUGAUGAAUCCACUGAUAAAUCAUCUAUAAAACAUUUAGCGAUCAUAGUGCGUAUGGUUGAUAACGAUCGGUUUGUUGUGAAGGAUGAAUUUGCUUGCCUUCAAGAAAUUUCAAACGCGACUGCUAAUAGUGUAUUUGAGGAGAUUAUGAAUUUUUUCAAAAAUAACAACAUUCCUUACCAGGACAAUCUUAUUGGAUUUGCUUCAGAUGGUGCUGCUUCAAUGUUUGGAAUAAACCAUUCUGUCAAAACAUUGUUAGAAAAUGAAGUCAACGGUAUAUUUGUUAUGAAAUGCGUUUGCCAUUCGUUGGCAUUGUGUGCUUCUUGCGCUGCUGAAAAAAUACCUAAUUACGUUGAAGACUUGGUAAGGGAAGUAUAUGUGUAUAUGAAAUAUAGUUUCAAACGACAAACGGAGUUCAGCGAAUUUCAAAAAUUUGUAGAAACAAAACCUCAUAAACUGCUUCAUCCAAGCCAAACUAGAUGGCUGUCACUGCAUUCUAGUGUAAAAAGAACUAUAGAACAAUACCAAGCAUUAAAGUUGUACUUUCAAGGUCAGUAUUUAAUUGAUAAAAAAGCCGAACAAAUUUUUUCCAAUCAUCAAAUGUACAAGCGUUUCCCCUUUAAUUCAGAUCAUAUGAAACUUCUAAAAUCAAUGUCAGUUUUAGACCCAAAGAAUAUAAAGAACACAAUCAGUGUUGCUCCUAUUGUAGCUAAUUUCCCCAAACUAAAUAUCAACAUAAAUGAUAUCGAUAGAGAGUGGAGAAUGCUCAGGAAUCAUGAUUUAAACUUCAACUUAGAGUUAAUGGACUUUUGGAAAACGGUUAAAGAUUUAAAAAAUGGUGAUAAUUUAGAAGCAUUUUCCUCAUUGACUAGUUUUGUAUCUUACAUACUAACUUUACCUCACAGUAGUGCAUCCGUUGAACGUUUAUUUAGCUCCAUAAACUUAAAUAAGACAAAAAUUCGCAAUCGUAUUUCUACAGAAACAAUGUCAGGCAUACUGCAUUCAAAAAAUUUACUAAGCAUCCAAGCCCAGCAUUGUUAUGAAUUUAAUAUUUCAUCUGAUAUGGUUCACAAGCAUUCCUAUAAGAUGUACAAGUAA
Molecule: messenger RNA, 1368 nt
Organism: Myzus persicae (green peach aphid)
Lineage: Eukaryota; Metazoa; Arthropoda; Insecta; Hemiptera; Aphididae
Exons: 2
Coding region: 1-1368 (455 amino acids)
Source: RefSeq, a predicted model, not a curated record